GUGAUUCUCAUUUCCCAUGGAAUGUUUGCAUCUUCUGCGUUGAUCAUUAUUAUAUAAUUUGAUAUAUACUGCAAUUAAUAAAAGUUACUCCCCUCAUCAGACAAUGAAUACGUACACAUGUACAUUAUAUAUAUAUAUUUAUAGAGAGAGAGAGAGAGGAGUGGUCCAAUCUGAGUCUAUGGCUGACCGACUUUAGAAGAAGCAGCAGGCAGCAGUAGCAGCCGUGUAAGAUAAGGAGAGAGAAAGAGAGAAGAAAAUAUUCUCCGGUAGAGCUGCGUUUCAUGGCAUAUGGUAUUUUCUGCUAACAUUCAAACAAGCAUGCAACACUAGUAAUUCCAAAUCUCUGCUUCUCCUACUUCUACUCCUACUCCUUCUUCUUCUAUCCUCAUCAAAACAAUUCAUUUCAUAACCAAAUUUCAGCGAGUCCCUUGUUUUUUUUUACAACUCAACUGCUGCCAUCACAUAUACAUAUAUAUACACACAUCUCUUCUCUCUCUGGAGUCGAAGACUCGAAGCAGUAUAUACAGCGCACCUUAAGAUGAUGUCUGAAGAUGGGAUUCAUCCUUCCAUGAGAAGCUUCAUCCAGGAUCCGAAUCCCAAUCCCAACCCUAAUAUGAACCCAAACCCUAAUCCGAAUUCAUCGAAGCGCAAGAGAAAUCUCCCAGGAACACCAGAUCCAGAUGCGGAAGUGGUAGCGCUGUCUCCGAAAUCUCUAAUGGCGACCAACAGAUUCCUGUGCGAAAUCUGCAACAAGGGUUUCCAGCGAGACCAGAAUCUGCAGCUCCACCGCAGGGGACACAAUCUGCCAUGGAAGCUGAAGCAGCGCAGCAACAAGGAGGUGAAGAAGAAGGUGUACAUCUGCCCGGAGAAGAGCUGCGUCCACCACGAGGCGUCGCGGGCGCUGGGCGACCUCACCGGAAUCAAGAAGCACUACAGCCGGAAACACGGAGAGAAGAAAUGGAAGUGCGAGAAAUGCUCCAAGAAAUACGCAGUUCAAUCCGAUUGGAAAGCCCACAGCAAGAUUUGUGGGACUAGAGAGUAUAAAUGCGACUGCGGCACUCUCUUCUCAAGAAAGGAUAGCUUCAUCACGCAUAGAGCCUUUUGCGACGCACUAGCGGAAGAGAGCGCGAGAUUCAGCAGCCCCGUCGCGUCUGCGAAUCUGAAUUUCAGGAAUGAAUUGAUCAACACUCUGCAAACUUCGGGAAAUCCCCAAUUUCCGAUGUUAGGCAAUCUGGAUAAUAUGCAAAAACCUAGGCUUCCUCUGUGGCUGGACUCCGCCAAUCCUCAUCUGCCAACCGCCAACUCUAACAAUUUCACUUUGCCGGAGCUGGUGCAGAAUCAGUGGUACGGCGGCAGAGAUCCUAACCAAGUAGGAGUAGGAUUCAUUAAUAAUAUGAAUGCGUCAUCUUCUGCGAUUCCCAGAGUACUAAAAGAGGAGGAAGAAAACAAAGGAAAUCUGUCGGAAGCCAUUACUUCACUUUAUUACACAAGUAACAACCAUAGUCAGCACGAAACAAAUCAUAUGUCCAUGUCAGCCACCGCAUUGCUGCAGAAAGCGGCUCAAAUGGGAUCGACCAGAGCCACCGAUUCCUCCUUCUCCGCCGCGGGAUUCGGCCUCAUCAGCUCCUCAUUCUCCGCCGGAAACUUCAAACCGGAGAACUUGAUGGCGGCGGAGGGCAGCCUAACUCGGGAUUUCCUGGGAGUGGGCGGCAAUGAUCAGAACCGGCAGUUCAUGCCGGAAAACGAGCUGGCCAAGUUCGCGACGGGCAUGGACAUGAGCCAUAACCAUUACAGCAGGAAUGAGUGAGAAGAGAUAGAAGAAGAUUUACAGCUGCGCGCAGGUAGAAACAGAAGAGAUCUUGUGAAGUGUCAGAGGUGGGGUGUUGGAUGAGACGUGACAUAAGAUGACAUGGCAAUCACAAGGCACACAUUCUUGAUUCUACUGCACCUACAAAAACUCCUUUUUUUUCCUUUCUAGGGUUUCAGAUUCUAUGUGUAUAUUUAUAUGGACCACAAAAUUACUGUGUGCCCUGUGAUUCAUUGGGUCCAGUGAUCUAUAUUUUAUGCAUGUCUUCAGUUUCGGAUGA
Messenger RNA from Salvia miltiorrhiza (redroot sage), 2087 nucleotides. RefSeq names its product zinc finger protein BALDIBIS-like. Gene Ontology annotation, molecular function: DNA-binding transcription factor activity. Gene Ontology annotation, cellular component: nucleus. The record is from RefSeq and is a predicted model, not a curated record. Lineage: Eukaryota; Viridiplantae; Streptophyta; Magnoliopsida; Lamiales; Lamiaceae. Bases 539 to 1807 code for a protein of 422 amino acids. The transcript has 3 exons.